Molecule: messenger RNA, 1805 nt
Organism: Rana temporaria (common frog)
Lineage: Eukaryota; Metazoa; Chordata; Amphibia; Anura; Ranidae
Product: basal cell adhesion molecule-like
Exons: 8
Coding region: 53-985 (310 amino acids)
Source: RefSeq, a predicted model, not a curated record
CAGGAAGCUGAAACUUAUUACAAAACAAAGGAGCUCAACAAGCAGCAGCAAGAUGAAGUAUGUGGCGUGCUUCUCCCUGAUCUCUGUGAUCUGCGCCCUGGCUGGCAAUGGAGUUAUUGCUGAAUUGUAUAUCUCUGGGCCCGAGUCUGCAGUGCUGGAGGGGGAUGCUGUGGCCUUGGAAUGUCUCUCAGACUCUGCUACGGAUAUGCAGAAUUACACUUUCCAAAAAUACAGCACAUGGAUGAGAAGUUGGUUUCAGCUGGACGCCAGUCGGUAUCUCAGAUGCUGGUUCUACAAUGUCAACAUUUCACGCAUUGACGGUCGUUUGCUCCUUGAACUCAACGACGUUUCUGAGUGGCAGACUGGGCCAUACCGCUGUGUGAGCACAGGGAAUGACACCACAGAAGUAUCUGAAAACUUCACUGUCCCCGUAAUCUAUCUGCAGGACAUCUACUUCCAGAAGAUGCACUCCUGGUACACCAGUAUGUCUGAAGUCUUGUAUGCAGAGGAGGGCUCUACGGUGGAGGUGAAGUGUGCCGCAGCAUCCUCCCGCCAGCCAUUCUAUGAGUGGAGCCAGGAGGAUAGUGACUGGAUUUUGCCCUCUGACACUCUCACCAUCACAAAUGUUGAUGAAAGCUCUGAAGGAACGUACCUGUGCCAAGCUCGUCAUCCAGAUAUGUACAGUCUGGUCAAGACAAGAUCCUUUGAGCUCCGUGUGACCCCCAGGGAUCCUGAUAUGUUCAGGAUUGUAGACUUCAAUACUGACCUGCAAGUGGGAGACAUCCUCCUGUACAUCGUUCUUCCUGUAGCAGUGCUUACCAUCCUGCUGAUCACUUUCCUUGUCAUCAUCCUCCGUCACCGCAAGCAACAGCUAAAGAAGCCACAGAUCAGCCUGAUUGAUGCAGAGAAGAGGACUCCUAUCUACAAGGGCAGCCUGCAGUCUGUGAGCAGCACCUCCUCAGACACCCAGCCACUGGUCAUGUGAUCGCCAGAGCUGGCUCGCAUGCUGCACAGAACCAAACCGUCCUCCGCCAAAUAUCACAUCCUGCUUUCCGAAUCUGGUGACGGGAAUUCAAAGAACGUUACGCUCCAAAGAUCAGAGACAAAUACUGCUUAGCGCUUUGAUUAAGAGGUUAUUAAUUGGUUUGGGGUGAACAUUAAUCUUUUUUUUUUUUUUGUAUCAUUUUAAUUGUUAAGAAUUAUUUUUUCUUUAAAGUGUACCUGUCACUCUUUUCUAUAUGAUGGAACUGUUUUUGUCAUUUUGGCAGCAGCCUGAUUCAUUUUUAAAACUUUUAGGGGCCCAGGCUACCUACAUUUUAAGGGGAAACGGGUGAACACCGGAAUGAUAUUGUCCUAUAAUAGGAGACAAAAUGCUGGAUAGGAGAAUAGAAUAAAACAGGGAUGUUUUUAUUUUUAUUUUUUUAUAUUUGAAAGAUUGUUCAUGGCCGUCUCCACAUACUAUGAGCUAAGUACAAUUAGUGGUGUUUUUGUUAAUUUAGGACAGGAAUGUCAAAUGUAGAUUAAUGGGCCGCAUUGACUGGAAUUAAUUAAAUGGGCAACAUUACAGCUACUGAAAGCUGGACUUACAUAAUUCCAGAAAAGGAUUACAGUACUCCAAUAAUUAACCUUCUAAUACCAUCUGAAACCAACAACAUCUUAUUCCAGACAAAGGGACCUUAAAUUGAAAAUGUGGCCAGUCUACCAACAUUGAAAUAUUUCCAUAUUCCUAACAAGCUGUAAUUAAAGUGAUUGUAAAAUCUCCUUUAUUUUCUUAAAAAAUAAAAAUAAAAACAUUUUAUACUUGC